UGAGCAUCUCUCGGACCUCACCAUUGUCUUCCUCCUGUGUUAUCCUUUACACCAAAACACAACAGUUGAGAAUGGUGGCCUGUUCUAGUCCUUCAUUAAUCCCUUCUUUAUCUCUCCAUUAAUUCCUUCUUCAUUUCUAUUCUCUAUACAUUAAAUACACUCUCUCUCUCACUCUCUCACUACACAUCAGUUGUUCACAUCUGGUAUAGCAUUUUCUAGUGGUGUUACCAUGCCGGGUUUGGUCUCAGUGAAAACUCCACCGGAAGCACCGCCGUUGCGCAUCACAGUUCCCGAUGAAAAUCAACCCCAGAUCCGACCCAAUACAGACAGAUCCGAACCAGUAAACCCAAAAACGACGUCGCCAGCUCCUCGCCGACCUCCCUCACCCUCGCCAUCUACUUCACGUGCCAAACCAUCACCAGAUCGGAGCUCUGGCAAGAAAAAAUCCCCGGAAAAAGUAUUACUUGCCGAUGAAUCAUCGCUCGACAACCCCGAUCUCGGUCCGUUCCUCCUAAAACUCGCACGUGACACAAUUGCCUCCGGCGAUGGGCCCGCCAAGGCCUUGGACUACGCGCUUCGAGCCUCCAAAUCUUUUGAGCGAUGCGCUGUGGUUAAUGAGCCGAGCUUGGACUUGGCGAUGAGUUUGCACGUUGUAGCGGCGAUUUAUUGCAGUUUGGGGAGGUUGGAGGAGGCGAUUCCGGUGCUCGAGAGAGCAAUUGGGGUUCCGGAUGUGUCGAGAGGUGCGGAUCACGCGCUCGCCGCUUUUUCGGGGUAUAUGCAGCUCGGUGACACGCAUUCGAUGCUUGGACAGCUGGAUCGGUCGAUUGAGUGUUAUAAAGAGGGUCUCAAGAUACAGAUGGAGGCUUUGGGGGAUACGGAUCCCAGAGUUGCUGAGACAUGCAGGUACUUGGCUGAGGCUCAUGUUCAAGCAAUGCAAUUUGAUGAAGCUGAAAACUUGUGCAAGAGAACCCUUGAAAUCCACCGUGUACACAGUCCACCGGCAUCUUUAGAAGAAGCAGCUGAUCGCCGAUUGAUGGCCCUCAUAUGUGAGGCUAAAGGAGAUUAUGAAUCAGCCCUCGAACACCUUGUACUUGCCAGCAUGGUGAUGAUAUCCAAUGGGCAAGACAAUGAGGUUGCGGCUAUUGAUGUUAGCAUCGGAAACAUCUACUUGUCCCUGUCCCGCUUUGAUGAGGCUGUCUUUUCCUACCAGAAAGCGCUCACUGUCUUCAAAUCAUCAAAAGGUGAUAAUCAUCCUUCAGUUGCUUCUGUUUUUGUACGGCUUGCUGACCUAUACUACAAGACAGGAAAGCUUCGUGAAUCCAGAUCCUAUUGUGAAAAUGCCCUUAGAAUUUAUGCAAAACCUGUGCCUGGAACCACUGCAGAAGAGAUUGCGAGUGGGAUGACUGAAGUUUCGGCUAUUUAUGAAUCUUUCAAUGAGCCUGAUGAGGCUUUGAAACUGUUGCAGAAGGCAAUGAAAUUGUUGGAGGAUAAACCAGGGCAGCAAGGUACAAUUGCAGGAAUAGAAGCACGGAUGGGAGUGAUGUUUUACAUGGUUGGGAGGUAUGAGGAAGCACGGGGCUCUUUUGAGAGUGCUGUAUUAAAACUUAGGGCCAGUGGUGAGAGAAAAUCAGCCUUCUUUGGGGUCGUGUUGAACCAAAUGGGAUUGGCUUGUGUACAGUUGUUCAAGAUAGAUGAGGCUGCUGAGCUGUUUGAAGAAGCAAGGGCAAUUCUGGAGCAGGAAUGCGGCCCAUGUCAUCAAGAUACCCUUGGAGUAUACAGCAAUCUUGCAGCGACUUAUGAUGCUCUGGGAAGAGUUGAAGAUGCGAUUGAAAUUUUGGAGUAUGUUCUCAAACUGAGAGAAGAAAAGCUUGGAACAGCAAAUCCUGAUUUUGACGAUGAGAAGAAAAGGCUAGUUGAACUCCUAAAAGAAGCUGGUAGGUCUCGAAACAAAAAUGCAAAAUCACUUGAGAACCUCAUUGACCCCAAUUCCAAAAGGACGAAGAAAGAGGCAUCAAAAAAGUGGUCUGCCUUUGGUUUUAGAAGUUGAUUAAGGAUAUUUUUUCCCCAUUUAUCUCUAAUACCUCCUACAUGCAUAUUCUGUAACAUAGAGGAUUGUGUAUAGGGUUAACUUUGAAUCUGGUGAGGCUUCUUGUUUCUUGGGCUUUCCAACCUCCUUUGUCAUUUGUUUCUGUUGAUUGUUUUAUUGGUUCUCUGUAUGUGAUCAUGAAGAUGUUCACUAACAGAAGUUUUUUUUCCUCAACUUUUUCGUAUUAAGCAAAAGAGUCUUUCACUUGAGUGAAUAAAUUUGUAUGACAUGGUUGUUGGCUGUCCUCAUAGUUGUUACCCUUUGUUAGAUCACCAUCAAAUGUCCUAAAAGUUUAAACGUUUGAGUUGUUAAAGAAUGAUGUAAC
Messenger RNA from Ilex paraguariensis (yerba mate), 2411 nucleotides. The record is from the annotation of a GenBank genome assembly. NCBI's taxonomy places the organism in Eukaryota, Viridiplantae, Streptophyta, Magnoliopsida, Aquifoliales, Aquifoliaceae.